Molecule: messenger RNA, 1932 nt
Organism: Hibiscus syriacus
Lineage: Eukaryota; Viridiplantae; Streptophyta; Magnoliopsida; Malvales; Malvaceae
Product: eukaryotic peptide chain release factor GTP-binding subunit ERF3A-like
Exons: 19
Coding region: 131-1702 (523 amino acids)
Biological process (GO): translation
Cellular component (GO): translation release factor complex
Molecular function (GO): GTP binding; translation release factor activity; GTPase activity
Source: RefSeq, a predicted model, not a curated record
UUUACCCUUUCAUUUUCUAUGCUAAAAAUUCAGCAGCUCUCGCAACCAGCGCCUCCAUCUCUCGUCUCCAUUUGCCUCAAAACCCUAGCGUACACUACUUCAUACAAACUGUUUUUUACUCUCGGCACCCAUGGAUAUCGAGGCCGAGAUCCGUGCAUUGCAGCUUGACUCUGCUGAAGAUAAUAAUGGUACGGUCAUUCCUGAAGAUGCAAAACCGGAAGAAGUUGAAAUGACAGAUAAGGCAGAGGAAGUUGAAAUGACAGAUAAGAUGGAGGAAGAAGGCAUGAAGGAUAAGGUUGAUACUAAAUCCCAGCCAGUCCAGGCUGAGCCAAAAGUGAAAGACAAGGAAGUAGUUGUUCUGGAGGAUGCAGAAGCACCAGAUGAAGUGGACUCACAAAAGAAGCGCCAUUUGAAUGUUGUCUUUAUUGGUCAUGUUGAUGCUGGCAAGUCAACAUCUGGAGGCCAAAUACUCUUCCUCAGUGGUCAGGUUGAUGACCGUACAAUCCAGAAGUAUGAAAAAGAAGCCAAGGAGAAAAGUAGGGAAAGCUGGUAUAUGGCAUAUAUUAUGGACACUAAUGAAGAGGAGAGGGUUAAGGGCAAAACUGUUGAAGUUGGAAGAGCACACUUUGAGACUGAGACUACUAGAUUUACUAUUUUGGAUGCACCAGGUCACAAGAGUUAUGUUCCAAAUAUGAUCAGUGGGGCAUCUCAAGCUGAUGUUGGUGUGCUUGUGAUUUCUGCACGUAAAGGGGAAUUUGAAACUGGAUACGAGAAGGGUGGGCAGACCCGUGAACAUGUCCAGCUGGCAAAGACCUUGGGAGUUACGAAGCUAGUUGUAGUAGUUAAUAAGAUGGAUGAUCAUACCGUCAACUGGUCUAAAGAAAGGUAUGAUGAAAUUGAGUCAAAGAUGACACCUUUUCUGAGAUCGUCUGGAUACAAUGUGAAGAAAGAUGUCCUGUUCCUACCAAUAUCUGCUCUUAUUGGGGCUAAUAUGAAAACAAGAGUAGAUAAGAGUACAUGUCCUUGGUGGAAUGGUCCUUGCCUAUUUGAAGCCCUCGAUUCUAUUGAAGUUCCUCUCAGAGAUCCAAAAGGUCCAUUUAGGAUGCCUAUAAUUGACAAAUUCAAAGACAUGGGAACUGUUGUUAUGGGAAAGGUAGAAUCUGGGAGUGUUUGUGAGGGUGAUUCCUUAUUAUUUAUGCCAAACAAGGCUCAAGUGAAAGUUCUAGCUGUUUAUUGUGAUGAAAAUAAGGUUAGGCGUGCAGGACCUGGUGAAAAUCUACGAGUUAGAUUAUCUGGGAUUGAAGAAGACGACAUAUCGGCAGGUUUUGUCUUGACAAGUGUUGUAAAAUCGAUACCGGCUGUCACUGAAUUUACAGCCCAGCUUCAGAUCCUUGAAUUACUUGAGAAUGCUAUUUUUACAGCUGGCUAUAAGGCUGUCUUGCACAUUCAUUCUGUUGUUGAGGAAUGCGAGAUAGUUCAACUACUACAGCAAAUUGAUCCGAAGACAAGGAAACCCAUGAAAAAGAAAGUUCUUUUUGUGAAGAAUGGUGCUGUUGUUGUUUGUCGUAUUCAGGUUAACAACAUGAUUUGCAUUGAGAAGUUCUCAGAUUUUCCGCAACUUGGGAGGUUCACUCUUCGCACAGAAGGAAAAACCGUUGCAGUAGGAAAAGUCACAGAUCUUCCCUCAAGCAGUAGUGCUUAAAAGAUUUUGUUGGUAGAGGUAAGCUUAUGCUGUUGGGUUGCAUUUCAGAAGAGUGUUGAUUUUUACAUGUUGCCUGAUCUAAUAGUUUUAAGGGAAAGUUGAGAUGGUUAUUGUUGCUUUAUUUUUUUAUGUAUGGGAUCGGAUAUUGGUAUGAACCAAUUCACACCCACCCACCCACAUCGUUCAUUAAAAAUGAAACACAAAUAGAGUUUUAUUAAAGUUGGGGAAAA